AUUGGAAUUGGCUCCCUUAGAAAGAAAUGAACAAGGACGAAAAUCACCAAUAAAUCAUGAAAAACGUACGUUUUCCAAACGGCGUUGUACGCCAAAUUCUGACAUCAUACUGCAUUUUCUUGAUCAUGAUUUACUUAGUUGAAGGUAGCCUUCCUCAAGAUCCCAUCAAGUGUAUAACAAAAAAUUCAAACUGCACCAUCACAAAUAUCUAUGGCUCAUUUCCGGAUCGGAGCAUUUGCCGUGCAGCUGAAGUCGCUUAUCCUACCACAGAAGAAGAACUCAUCUCUGCGGUAGGAAAAGCAACUAAGGAGAAAAGGAAAAUGAGAGUAGCGACUCGCUACUCUCAGAGUAUUCCUAAGUUGGUUUGUCCUGGUGAGGAUGAUGGUCUCAUUAUCAGUACAAAACUCCUUAAUAAGGUACAGAUGAUGGAUCGACAAAACAUGAAGAUGAGGGUGGAUAGCGGACUAAUACUAAGGGAUUUGAUCGAUGAGGCAGCGCAGGUUGACCUAGCGCUGCCUCAUUCGCCUUAUUGGUGGGGAAUGAGUGUUGGUGGUUUGCUAGGUACUGGUGCACAUGGCAGCUCUCUUUGGGGUCUGGGAAGUGCAGUGAAUAACUAUGUAGUUGAGCUUCGGAUCGUCACACCAGCUACAGAAGAAGAAGGCUAUGCAAAAGUUCGGACCCUUGACACUGCUAAUCCUGAGUUUAAUGCAGCUAAAUUGUCACUUGGAGUUCUUGGAGUCAUUUCACAGGUUACUUUCAAAUUACAACCAAUGUUCAAACGUAAUAUCGCCUUUGUAGAAAAGAGUGAUUCAAAUUUGGGAGAUGAAGUCAUCACCUUUGGAAGAAAACAUGAAUUUGCAGAUUUCUCUUGGUUCCCAAGUCAAAAAACAGUGCUUUACAGGAUUGAUAAUCGAGUUCCCUUAAGCUCUUCUGGCAAUGCUCUAAAUGAUUAUCUUGGAUUCCGACCCACUUCUCCACUUAUUCUUUCAUCUAUGAGAACCUCAGAGGAGACUCAAGAAGCUCUACGUGAUUCUGAUGGAAAAUGCAUAAGUGGAAAACUCACCAAGUCGUUAUUGGACACAGCUAAGUAUGGGUACACAAACAAUGGUAUUAUUUUCACGGGCUAUCCUUUGAUCGGACCACAAAAUCGUCUACAAGCAUCUGGCAGUUGCCUAAUCAAUGAUGGAAUUCUUGACGAUUUAGUAUGCCCUUGGGAUCCAAGAAUAAAGGGUCUAUUUUUUCACCAAACAACAUUCAGUAUUGGCUUAUCCAAAGUAAAAAACUUUAUACAAGAUGUGCAAAAACUCGUGGUGUUACAACCUAAGGCAUUAUGUGGUUUAGACCUAUACAGUGGAAUCCUAAUGAGGUAUGUCACAGCUUCGAAUUCUUACUUGGGACAUCAAGAAGAUGCAGUGGAUUUUGAUAUAACAUAUUACAGAAGCAAAAAUCCAUUGACUCCUAGGUUAUAUGAAGAUAUUCUUGAAGAAAUAGAGCAAAUGGCGAUGUUUAAAUAUGGAGGAGAGCCUCACUGGGGGAAGAAUCGUAAUGUGGCUUUCAUUGAUGUGAUUAAAAAGUAUAAGGAUGCCGAUAAGUUUUUAAAGGUGAAAGAAACUUAUGAUCCUUUAGGGUUAUUUUCUAAUGAAUGGACAGAUCAAAUUCUUGGGUUAAAGAGUGGAUUGUCCAUUGUUAAGGAAGGUUGUGCUUUAGAAGGACUAUGCAUUUGUUCAGAUGAUAGCCAUUGUGCACCAAAGAAGGGCUAUUUUUGCAAACCUGGGAAGGUUUAUGUGGAAGCAAGAGUUUGUACUCUGUUAUCGUCUAAUGUUCUUUAGUAUUUAACUAUUUAUGAUGAAAUUGUAACACGUACCUGCCAUUACCAUUGAAAGUUUACAUUCAAUAAUGUAAAAAUAAAGGAUAUGUUGGUUAAUGAAUUCCUGGUGUUAAACUUGAUAGUA
This is a messenger RNA of Nicotiana attenuata, 1952 nucleotides long. Its product is annotated as probable L-gulonolactone oxidase 6. The coding region runs from base 57 to 1829 and encodes 590 amino acids. The transcript is spliced from 5 exons. NCBI's taxonomy places the organism in Eukaryota, Viridiplantae, Streptophyta, Magnoliopsida, Solanales, Solanaceae. Gene Ontology annotation, molecular function: FAD binding; D-arabinono-1,4-lactone oxidase activity. Gene Ontology annotation, cellular component: membrane. The record is from RefSeq and is a predicted model, not a curated record.